Funneliformis mosseae is the source of this 765-nucleotide messenger RNA. The record is from the annotation of a GenBank genome assembly. Lineage: Eukaryota; Fungi; Glomeromycota; Glomeromycetes; Glomerales; Glomeraceae.
AUGAUUUCUCCAUAUCAAGAACAAAAAUCCGAACAAAGAAUCCGGGAAGAAGAUACAUAUAUCAAUCAAGAAAAUAUGUCGAUAUAUACAACCGAGAACGGAUGGUUGUCACCGGAUCAAAAACAAUCCGACGCUAACCAUGAUCCAUUUCUUGAAACGAUAACCACAAAGAAUGAAGGAAUCAUGGAUGCCGGAAUGAUCGUCAGAACGAAUUCAUCUCCUACCAAUAACGAGGGAAUCUUAACCUUUUAUUAUCCAUAUUCUUCAACGCAGCAAGAUGAUGGACCUGUUACACAUUUAAAUAAUCAAUCAUCUCUUUCAAUGAUACAACCCACGCAAGGACCGACCCCUGCCUCCACACCUACACAGAAAUUAUCACCUAGGCUUCGUUCGAUUUCUGAACAAAACGCGUCACAAUCUCGUUCAGAUUUAAAACCUCACUUGCACCCUCAACAACAUUUACAUUUACAUUUACAACAACCAUCACAACAACAACCAGCCGAACAGACAUCGGUUGAGAAUCAUUACCGAUUACAAUUUUUUCAAUCUCAGGUAACACGACUUGAGGAAGAAAAUGAAAGGCUUUGUCGCGAACUUGCGGAAUUGAAUACAAAAUUGCAGCAGCAAACUCUUGUCAUUCAAGAAGGUGUCAGGUUGCACAUGUUGACGGAGGAAUUAGAAGCUAGAUUACAUCUUCAACAUCAAUCAUCACGACGCCUUCAGAAGCAAUCCGUCGAUUCAUUGCCUUCAGAGGACACAGUAUAG